This is a messenger RNA of Nilaparvata lugens (brown planthopper), 839 nucleotides long. It is a transcript of the gene mRpL32, whose product is annotated as 39S ribosomal protein L32, mitochondrial. The coding region runs from base 171 to 773 and encodes 200 amino acids. Lineage: Eukaryota; Metazoa; Arthropoda; Insecta; Hemiptera; Delphacidae. The record is from RefSeq and is a predicted model, not a curated record. Gene Ontology annotation, cellular component: mitochondrial large ribosomal subunit. Gene Ontology annotation, molecular function: structural constituent of ribosome. The transcript has 4 exons. Gene Ontology annotation, biological process: translation.
AUUCUAGCCAUAAGCCAUCUAGUCAUCUUCAGUAAUCUAACCUGAAAGUUGAAGAUAACCUAAAAUGAACCAAAAUCCAAAGGAUUUCUUUACAGUUGAUUAAAUUAUUUUUUAAUAUUAAAAAUAAGUUAAUAAAUAAUAAUAAUUAGUUCUCAAUAUAGUUUAUUGCAAUGGCAUCUCUCUUUAUCUCCAAUAUAAAGCAAACACUAGGAAAUCUUGAACGAACGUUGAGAAUUUUGUUCUAUCAACAAUUUCCACCAGUCAACUUCCACGAGCUGAGAAUCGCCAACAAUGCUGAAUGUUUAAACGAGAGACUCGCAGCUCCCAGCCUGGAGCAACUGAUGCAGGAUGGCAUUUUGUGGGGAGUGCCUAAGUCACGUCGCACAAUCGAAAAGCGUCUACAACGCAAGUUUGGAAUUCCCAAGUGGCACUGGAAGCCUCUGGUACCCCGCACCAAUCUUCUAAACUGCAACACCUGCGGUAAUACCUACGAAGCUGGGCACCUUUGUACUCACUGCUACAACAAGGUGAUGGAUGAGACGAAGAAAGUUCAAGAUGCUGUGCAGGCGGAAUUAGGUCUGGAGCCAGUGGAGAAAGAAGUGGUCGUUCUCUAUCGGGGUGAACGGGAGCAACAGCCUAACGAAUUCUGGGAGGGAAAACGAAUUGUGGAGCUGGACAGAGAGCGGCCAUCUUGGUUUUCGAAAAAUCUGCUCCAAAAAUCCACCCAAGCGCCUGCAACAAGUACUGACAUCAAGCCCACUGAACUAGCGUAAUUACAACGUUUUUCUAUUAGUUUGUAGAAUAUUAUUAUUUGUAAAAUAAAUUAAUGUUGAGGAAUU